AGGGCUCAGUUUCAGACACAUGGAGCUCUACUCUGUUGGCCGCUGCUGUCCGUCACUGCCUCAACCUCUCUCUGACAAGGAGAUGAGGAGGGGGAGGAGAGAGAGGCUGUGUGUGUGUGUGUGAGGGAGAGAGAGAGAGGAGAAAGAGGGGGUUGGCUUUAGUGCGAUGUGAAUGGAAUAGAAUCAGCGCGAGAGGGAGAAAGAGGGAGGAGGAGGACGGCACAAAUCAACCUGCCUCUUGACUCCAACAACAGAAUAGAGGAGCCGGUAGACACAGAGAUCGGGAAGUGUGUGUGUCGGUUCUGUUUUAUUUUUACGCUUGGAGAGAGGAAGAGAGCGGCAGACAGGAGGAACUGAAGCAGGAGGAGGAGAAAGAGCCUCACCGUGGAGAUAGAUAGCAGAAAAAUGCUGUCAUGGGGAGAGAAGGGGAGGGAGUCGGCAGAGAGGAACAGGAUGAAACAAGGCAGGGUCGAGCUGAGCUGAAAUGUGGAGGUGUCCAGUGCACCAAAAAGGAAGCAGCAGGCACUGAAGAGUGCAGUUGAAUGGACGCCAUGUUAGAAGGGUUAAAAGAGCCUCUCAGAUACAGGACUCGGGCGAUGACCCUCUCAUCCUUACUCUGCAGGAAUGAGAAACCCCCAACUGGAGCACCACCAAAACACGCAUCUGCUCUCCAGGACAAGGACUGAUUCAUGGGUCGGGGUCUCGCAACAGACACAGCUGCAUAUUCUCCUCCAUCUUCUUCAUUUGCACUUAAGAACUUGUUGACUUGUCAUUACAAAGUGUGGCCUCUCACAGACACGUCUAUGAGAGCCCAAGGGUGGACAAAGUUAAAAGAUUGUAAUUUGUGCGAAUGAGAAGCUUAUUUGUGGGGGUUUUUAAUCGCUCCUGUUUCCUACCAGCACCAUAGAGAACAGGACAGACAUUUUCCUGGAGGAGCAGAACGCUCUGGAGCAGAGUGGGGAAAACGAUUGUUGGACUGGUGUGUAUUUCUCAGGCACCAUGCAGUCGGACGACCUCUUCAUCCGCAAGUUCCGCCGGCAGAACAUGCGGCCGCCUAUUGCCACCGUCAACUUUGACCCCAAGCGUGAGGCAGGCGUAGUGGAGUGGCCUCCGAGGAGAGAGACAGAUGUGGUUGACGGAGAAAGCCUGACUCCGAGCCGCGUGGGGCUGACGCUGAGGUCGGUGGGCCGGGGCCACAUCAUGCAGAGGAGUAACAGCGACGUGACCCUGGGAGACCUGGACUCCUCAGGGAAGGCAGGGGGGAAAGCAGCCCGGGUGGUUGGUGAGAAGGUGGGUGCGGGGGCUCAGGGGGAUGGGGGGGGUGCUGCUACACAGGGAAUACGGCAGCCUGUCCUCACUGGAGAGACAGACUCAAAUUCAGGAGCUGAGCACAGACGAUCAGGGGCCCCUGAGUCCGAACGCCCUGCGCUUCAAAGACCCUUUCCUGCUUUUGGGACUGCAGGGCAACCCUCCAGAGCCGGAUGGAUUCUUUCGGGGUCUGAUUGGGUCUUUAGGGGACUCCCCAAAACCCCCCAAGCCUCCAAAGCCUGAAGGUCUAAGUAAGAAGGCCAAACCCCCCCAUAUCCCUCAACCGGGUCCCUAUGAUAACAUCGGGGGCGGGGCCUGGGUGAGGAACUUCGCCCACUAUGAUGUCCAAAGCAUCCUGUUUGACCUCACCGAGGCGGCCAUGAACAGAGACAGCAUCGGACGGAAAAAGAACAUCACCUCUGGGGCUUCGGCCGCCUCCCAGCUGCGCCCCCUGUCCCAGGCCAACCCGUCCUCGCCCGCGCAGGGAGGGGGGGGCAACGGGGUCAACGCAGACGACCCCGAGCAGUCGCUGCUGCUGGACGAAGGCGACGGCAACGAUAACGAACUCCUGCUCAGCUGCCCACACUUCCGCAAUGAGACGGGCGGAGAGGAGCAGGUGGGGCUGGACCAGUCCCAGGAGAGGAGGGGGCUCUGCCUGAGGACCCCCAACGAUGCAGUGUCGGUCCUGGAGGAGCCCAGAGAGAGUCACGUGCAACAGCAGGGGAAGAGCAACUACUUUAUCGAGCACGCAGACCUGGGAGCCCAUUACUAUCGCAAAUACUUCUACAUGAAAGAACACCAGAAUUUCUUCGGGAUGGACGAUCGCCUCGGUCCAGUGGCCAUCAGUUUCCGUCGGGAGGAGAAAGAUGGAUCCAGCGGAGCUCAAUACAAUUACCGAAUCAUCUUUCGCACCACAGAGAUGAAGACGCUGCGAGGAUCCAUCUUCGAGGAAUCCGUGCCUUCUGCCGCGCGUCACACCACCCCUCGGGGCUUGUCUCCAAAGAGGCUUCUGGAGUUCAUCAUGCCUGAACUGAACCUGCACUGCCUUCGCUUGGCCUCAAACUCCCCCAAGGUCCGGGACACCCUGCUGAAGCUGGACGAACAGGGGCUGAAUUUCCAGCGUAAGGUCGGGGUGAUGUACUGCCGCGCGGGGCAGAGCUCGGAGGAAGACAUGUACAACAACGAGAGCUCGGGCCCGGCGUUCGAAGAGUUCCUGGAUCUGCUCGGGGAGCGCGUGCGGCUGAAGGGCUGGGAGAAAUACCGAGCUCAACUGGACAACAAGACGGACUCAACUGGAACACACUCCCUCUACACGCGCUACCAGGACUAUGAGAUUAUGUUCCAUGUGUCCACGAUGCUGCCCUACACAUCCAACAACACACAACAGUUGCUGAGGAAGCGACACGUCGGUAACGACAUCGUGACGAUCGUGUUCCAGGAGCCGGGUGCGCUGCCGUUCACGCCAAAGACCAUCCGCUCCCAUUUCCAACAUGUCUUUAUCAUCAUCCAGGUUCAUGAGCCGUGCACUGACAACACCUAUUACAGGGUGGCUGUGACACGCUCUAAAGACAUGCCGUUAUUUGGCCCCCUGUUCCCUAAGGGCGCGCGCUUCCCUCGCUCCUCCGCCUUCAGAGACUUCCUCCUGGCGAAGGCGGUGAACGCUGAAAACGCUGCAGAGAAGUCGGAGAAGUUCCGCUCCAUGGCCACCCGCACGCGGCAGGAGUACCUGAAGGACCUUGCAGAAAACUAUGUGACCACCACGCCCAUCGACUCCUCCACCAAGUUCCCCCUGCUCUCUCUGGGAGGAAAGCGCAAGGACAAGCUGAAGGGCGCCAAAGGGGCGGAGUUGCACAGUGCGGGGGCGCUGGUGUGGGCCGUGAUGGUCAACAGCGGGUAUGAAACGGAGGCGGGGGAGCACAGACUGCCCUGUCUGCUCGGGGUCUCCGCUGAGUCCGUGGUGCUCAUAGAGAGGUGCACGCGCAGGGUGGUGUUCAACUGCUCCUGUCGAGAUGUCAUCGGCUGGAAGGCGGUGACAGAGACUAAGCAGGGGGGGCCCUACUUGGAUAUCUUCUACGAGCGUGGGGAGUCAGUGUCAAUCAGUGUGAUGGAGAGCCAGGCGGAGGACAUACGAGAGGUGGUGCAGAGGCUAGAGCUGGUGACGCGGGGCUGUGAGGCUCUUGAAGUCACGCCCCUGCGCGACGGGGUGGGGCAGCCCGGCUUCCUGAUGAACGAGGAGGGCUUUGUGACGGAGCUGCAGCGGUUCUGUUACGCUGAGAGCGGAGGCCUGCAGCUGUGGGCCCGCGUGGUGCGGCUCUGCGGACACUCGCUGGUUCACCUGAGCCCCGACGAGAGGGUCCGGCUGCUCCGCACGGCACACAAGAUCCACAUCACCGUCAUCCCUCCGGACGAGAACGGCAAGCCUCGCAGAAGUUUCUCAGAGCUCUACCAGAAGGCCAUCAAGGACGCAGAGUGUAAACCCGGAGAGGAUCAGUCCGGAGAGGCCUGGGUGCUGGACGAGAGGGAAGAGGAAGAGGUGGAAGCAGAGGGGGAGGAGGAGGAAGAGGAGGUGGAGGAGGUGGAGGAAGUGAAGGAGGUGGAGGAAGUGAAAGAGGAUACGCUGAAGGCGAGUGAGGUCAUUGAAGCGGAUGUGACAGAGGUGAAGGUGAAGGACGAAGAGGACGUAGGGCGGUCGUGUGAUGAAGGGCAAAGUGAGAGAAGUCCCGGGUCGCUCCUCACACCCCCCAGCCUCCCUCUGUUACGAGCCACUUCCCUGCAGGAGCAGCCGGCCAAUCAGAGCCAAGAAGGAGGCGUCUCACAUCUCACACGCAGCUGCUCUUACACCGACACGUGUGAUGGGCACGUGUACGACAACGUGGGGCUGAAGGGGGAACGCCACAUCUACGAGAACGACGGCGAGCUGAGGGACGCCAUGCCUGAUCUGAUCCUGGCUGUCAAACCCAAAGUUCCCCUGGAGGACGAGCAGUUCAUGGCCGCUGAGUUUGGUGAUGACAAAGCUUCGGUGAGUGACUCGUCGACCCGCCUGUCGUGUUUAGACCGCGCCGAAAGAAAUUCACGAGCCCUAAGUCUUCAUAACUCCAUCACCAAGAUUCUCUCAGAGACGACAGAGUCCACGGAGGAGGAGUGGCAGUCCAUCGCAGACCUGGCCACCGCCUGCCGCAGCAUCCUGGAGGCUCUGUCCCGAGAGGACCGUAAAGCCGGAGACCCUUCCCAAGCCGGAGUCGACCAGACGGACGGGAAGCUCAGAGACUCAAAGGACAGUGACUCUCCAGGCCACCUGGAGGAGAAGGUGUCUCAGCUGGAGUCCAUGCUGAAGAGGCUGCAGGAUGACCUGCAAAAGUUUCCUUAAAGCCACCGCUGUACCUGUCGCUCCCCUCCCGUGCCUGCCACAGCGAUCUGAGCGACGGCUUUUGUUUUGUUGUGUGCCGAUGUCUUUCAGGAGAAGGAGGACAAGGCGGUGCUGCAGGCCGAGGUGCAGAGCCUCCGGCAGAACAACCAGCGGCUGCAGGAGGAGUCUCAGAGCACGGUGGCUCGCCUCAUCAAAGUCACCGAGCUGCUGUGCAACGUCAACAAGCCCUGUUAGCCUCACACAGAGACACACACAUCAGCGUAGAGAUGCAAACCGUACCAGCUUGUACUGUACGCUCAGUAUACUUAUUUUGCUCGUAAGGCAGACACACACGCAUCCUCUUCGAUCUGUGUACUAUCACAGUCUUAAAUCCUGAAUCCUGGACCUGCAUUUUGGUGAGGGAGUAUGCAAAAUCAACCCAUAAAAAAGAAAGAAAAUACAUUUUUCAACAUUCAUAGACUGACCAGCUGUGGGGCUGCUGCUAUGCCAGAGUGCUGCUCUCAGUGUGUGCCAUACAGCACGUGCGUGGAUGUGUGUGUGCGUGUGCGUCUGUUUGUGUGCAUCUCUUCCUGUACCUUGCUUCAAAUACUUGACAAGCUGGGCUAAAUAGCAUUUGCAUAAAAAGUGGCAAUUAAGACUGAGAGACACUGUAUAGCAUGUUUGGUGGUGUCUUAUCUGAAAUGACCAAAAGUGUAUAUAUAUAUCACCGAUAAUAUAUGUGAACAGUAGUAAUUGAUCUCCUCUCUGCCAAGCGUGUAGUCGCAAUGUCUGAGUGCGGCUCUGCCCCGGCGCUGAUAGUGUGGAAGGCCUUGAGAGAAAAAAAGGGAACGUGACAAUGACAGGCCUGUAGGCAGCCUUCUACUUCAAAAGAUGUAAUGAUGCUAACUGACUAGCCUCAGAGCAAGGCCUGUUAUGUAAGGACAUCACUCUGCCCAUUCACGUCUCAGUUUUUAGGGAGAGACGAUCUUUAAAAAGCUCGUACAUGAAAAGGAAGUAAACUGGAAACAAAAAGAACCGAGCAUGCUUGUUCCUCCUGGAAGUAUGUAUGAAAACAGUAUUAAAGGGAUACUGAAAAGGGUCAAACCUCUCGUGAAGACGCAGACAAUGGCAGGAAAAGAACUGCUUCAGCUUCCUCCCAUGAUUGCCUGUAGCUGUUUUCUUCUAACCUCACUAUUGUAGCAGCCAUACUGUAGAAGACCUCCUCCCGCUGGCCUGAAACACAAACGCCAAAAGGCAGCUGGCAAAAUAGCUUUAGGUGUCAGAAUAAAGCACCUGGAGACAAUACAGAAUAUUGUUUGGCGGAUGUCUACAGUGACUAUUUCGGGUACUUGUUUAGUAUGGCUUAUGAGUGGUAGAGGUAGGUGAAGUCUUACCAUUCCACCCUGAUGUGUGAGUAACUGUGUUUCUGUGUCGUUCUUGCACUUUUUUGUUGUUGUUAAAUCAUCCCUGGAUGGGGCACAUACUGUACUGUACUUCAUUUAUGUCAACAUAAGGAGGUGGAUAUGAUCUCGCCCCUUACCUCACCUUUUUGUGUCCACUGCUGAUGGCGCUGAUACUGAAAUGCGUGUUCAGAGGAGUCGGAGCUCUUCUCCUCCAGUGCCAAUGAAAAAAGCCCAGGCAGCUCUCCUGAAUCCCACCGAAAUAAAACCGAACUGUCCACAAACGAAAACCCCGACAAAAAGGGAUGCCAAACGUUCACUCAGACUCUCUUGUUUCUUGUACAAAACUUCCUCUUGUAAUUUAAUUUUAGAGUCACUGUGAAUACCUGGUACCAGCAUAUUAACAGUAUAUACAGAUUAAAUUAUGAAUCUAAACUUUAUCAGUAUGUGACGAUACUGUAUGUACAGCUGCUCCAUGUUAACUAGUGCAUUGGGGUUGUGUAUGCAAUCCUUUUUGCAGGACGAUUAUGCAGAGAAGUGCUAAUGCAGGCGUCCUGCUUCCUCUCUUGAUGAGACAUGCUGAAGCCUCGCGACUCAACGGGGAGACGGGGGGGGGGUGGGAAGACCUGUUUUACUGUGUCCUGUACAGUAUAGUUAUUUAGAUUGUAGGAGGUUGGUCCAGCAUGAGAAUGUGCCAAGCAACUUCCAGGCUCCCCUCUGUAUGUGUGUAUGUAUAAAAUGUAACUUAUUAAUCAUGCAAAUGUGGAUUUUCUUGUAGCUGUUUAAACUGAAGGGAAGGCUUGAGGAAAACAACAUGUGAAACAAUGCAGAAAGGAAAGGUUGGUUAUACAUUUAUUUUGUAAGAAACCAUCAACCAUAUGACAAAAUCUGCUAAUCUUGCUAAAUGUGACUUUGGGUCUUAUUAUUAUUAUAGUUUUUAGCUAUUUCAGCCAUAGCUCUGAUUAUGUGAAGGCUUAUUUCUUUGACUUUGUGCCUAUCAGAAAAUGUAAUGUAUGCUAACCCAGCUUAGUGACCUCAUUUCUUUGUCUUUGGUUUCACUAACUGAGGGUUUUUUGUGGCAGAUGAAGGAUUUGCUAAGAGACUGUGACAACAUCUGGUCUUUCAUCCGCCGUGCAAGGAAAAAGUCAUUAAGUUACACUCGAAAGAACAGAUAAUAAUAAUGAUAAUAAUAGAUGUGUGUUGUUGGUCUGAAGACUUACCAUAAGCUCGUUGAGUACCGAUUGUUCAAGAAGCAAACCGACAAAUAUAUGGUUUUUAAAAGCAAAUUAAAAGGAAAAACAGUGCUGAAAAUGAUUGAUGAUGCAUUGAAAUCCAGUUGAAAUAUGAAUGUGUUGAAUGGCGUAUACGCUUCCUCUAAGGAAUGAUUAUUUUGGUAUUUAAAAAUAAAUGGUCUCAGAAAAUCCAGCGGAGUAUUUGGAGAAAACAAA
Molecule: messenger RNA, 7502 nt
Organism: Gymnodraco acuticeps
Lineage: Eukaryota; Metazoa; Chordata; Actinopteri; Perciformes; Bathydraconidae
Product: signal-induced proliferation-associated 1-like protein 1
Exons: 16
Coding region: 1313-4675 (1120 amino acids)
Biological process (GO): epithelial cell morphogenesis; regulation of small GTPase mediated signal transduction; activation of GTPase activity
Cellular component (GO): cytoplasm; plasma membrane; Golgi apparatus
Molecular function (GO): GTPase activator activity
Source: RefSeq, a predicted model, not a curated record